Molecule: messenger RNA, 2766 nt
Organism: Onychostoma macrolepis
Lineage: Eukaryota; Metazoa; Chordata; Actinopteri; Cypriniformes; Cyprinidae
Product: serine/threonine-protein kinase SIK1-like
Exons: 13
Coding region: 389-2509 (706 amino acids)
Biological process (GO): intracellular signal transduction; protein phosphorylation; microtubule cytoskeleton organization
Cellular component (GO): cytoplasm
Molecular function (GO): tau-protein kinase activity; ATP binding; protein serine/threonine kinase activity
Source: RefSeq, a predicted model, not a curated record
AUUUAACUCUGCUGCCGCCUACAUCUGCGUCAUGAUGCCUACAGCGCUCAGUUUGCAUUAUAGUGCUAUAAUGUGCUGAAGAAGAUCUUUGUAAACGCACCCCUCGGAAGGGCACUGCUGUUAUACCGUUAAUCGCAGGAGGCGGAGACGAUCUCAUCAACUUCGCUGACUUAACUCUGAGGGGAAUAUCUGAUUAAACGAGAUGACAGCCCAGCGCGAGACGACUGACUGACUGCUCGUGAGAAGAACAAGACAAUCAUUUGGGUUAUUGACUUCAUAAACGGGCUUAUUAGCUUAAUUUAAAGGAUUCCUGAUCAUUUUCAGCAUAUGAAGAGAACUUUAUAAAAAUGGAUUAAGUUCGGCGCUCCAAAAGGCCUACUUUGUCACAAUGGUGAUUUUUUCAGAGGAAGAAGUGGUGAACCACUCCGGGAGACCACUGCAAGUAGGUUUCUACGAGAUCAUCAAGACAUUAGGCAAAGGAAACUUUGCUGUAGUCAAACUAGCUAGACAUAAAGUCACCAAAACAGAGGUUGCCAUAAAAAUCAUUGAUAAAUCUCGACUGGAUGAGUCUGACCUGAAGAAGAUUAAUCGAGAGUUUCAGAUCAUGAAGCUUUUGAAGCACCCACACAUAAUCAAGCUCUACCAGGUUAUGGAGACCAAAGACAUGCUGUAUAUUGUGACGGAGUAUGCCAAGAAUGGAGAGAUGUUUGAUUAUCUUACUUCAGUUGGUCAUUUAAGUGAGGCAGAAGCUCGUUGUAAGUUCUGGCAAAUCCUUGAUGCUGUAGAAUAUUGUCACAAGCAUCACAUUGUACACAGAGACCUGAAAGCAGAAAAUUUACUUCUAGACAGUAACAUGAAUAUAAAACUGGCAGACUUUGGUUUUGGGAACUUCUAUAUUCCUGGUAAAUCUUUGUCUACCUGGUGUGGGAGUCCUCCCUAUGCCGCCCCAGAAGUCUUUGAGGGCAAGGAAUAUGAGGGACCAUCCUUGGAUAUCUGGAGUCUGGGAGUACUGCUGUAUGUAUUGGUUUGUGGCACACUACCUUUUGAUGGCACUACUCUCCCCGCCUUAAGAAGAAGAGUCAUUGAUGGACGCUUCAGAGUGCCAUUCUUCAUGUCACAGGACUGUGAAAGCCUCAUACGGAGAAUGUUGGCUGUUGACCCUGCCAAGAGAUUCAGUGUGGCACAAAUCAAGCAGCAUCGCUGGAUGCAGGCUGAUCAUUUGGCUAUAUGCCAGUCCCUUUCUUCCUCUUCCUGCCUUGAGGCUCAGGAAACUUACAAUGAAGCAGUUCUGAGAAUUAUGCAGACAGUGGGCAUUGACAGGAAGAGAACCAUAGAGUCUCUUCAGAACAGUAGCUUCAACCACUUUUCUGCUAUCUACUGCCUGCUGUUAGAAAGAGUGAUGAAGCAUCAAUCACUGCAGCAAAGCAAACUGGGAAGUGAGUGGCUGAAAGAACCAUGUCACUCUCCUCAGGAGACGGUGCUGCCCCUGGAGGAGGAUCUCAGCACACUAGAAUACACAUGCUCCGCUUCUGCUGCCUGUCAGCUGGAGACUACAGCAUUUAAAGAGUCACAGGUGGGGCAUUUGGAAAAGGAGGAGAAAGAGGAUCAAGCCCUGGACAGUCCUUCUGUGGAGUCCAGAAAAUCACAGAGACACACUUCCCCAGAUGCCUCUGCAUCCCAGAAAGUUUCCUGCUUGCCAAGUAUUGUCAUAGAUCAUGUUGAUGGCUCCACCUCAGACUGCUGCCUCCGGUCCUCUCCUUAUGUUUCUACUAGUUCUUUCACCACCGUCUCCAACCCAUUAGAGAUUAGCACUGACACCAGUCGCAUGACUCAGGGAUUACAUCCAUAUUCACUAGGAAAUCCUGGCACUCGUUCAUCCACUUUUGAGCACCAGAGUUAUCUUCCUCUGCCCAGCUUUCAGGAGGGAAGGAGAUCCUCAGAUACCUCACUUACACAAGGUGUGAAGGCUUUUCCAACUCAUUUGAGAAAGAAUGUCCAUAUUAAGGGCCAGUUGAGUUGGAACGAACUUAAGGAGCCUGUGCAUCGCACGUGCAUCCUAGGUAACAAUCCACAAAGCGCUAGUACAUCGAUGGUUUUGACAAACCCUCCAUGCUUCCCAGUGGUGCACCACAAUGGCGUCUUGAAGAGUUCUUUAAGAAAUGAAAGGUUGGUUCCCUUCUCAUGCCAUCAAAAGCAGCAGCAGUUUCUCUCAGUGCAGCCUGCUCUUUCCCCUGAUCAUGUGAAGAGGUCUGCAGGUCUGGAAUCACAGAGAUUCUCUAGUCCAGGUCAGCAUGAGAGGAAUCCCAUCAGUCACUCAUCCUUCUCCCAGAAUCCUCGGUUCCCACCACAGUCAGCUCUUCAGGACUCUCUAUCUUCUCUCUCCUGUUCUUCCUCCAUUGUGGCAUCAGCUGCACAGCUUCUUGAAUCUCAACUGCAGAUCAGUCCACAAUCUCAGUCUCUGCCUCAGGCCGGGCUUCACAUUGACACUGUAUUACCCUCAGUUAAGUGAAAAUGAUUUGAUCCAUUGUUAAUAAUACACAGAUUAAUAUUUGUGUAGUGUGCACUUAGUAGUGCUUGAGAGUGAGUGACUGAAACUGACUGAUAAAUAAAUUGUCUCUAGAUCUGGUUUAGCUAGAUGUGUGUUUGUAUAGAAGUGAAUAGUUUUAUAGAGACAUCAUUCUGCUUAGUCUUUUUUGUCAUGAUUGUAGUUAUUUAGGCCUAGAUAUUCUCCAUCAAGUGGUGUAUAUAAAUAUAUUAUUAUUAUAC